AUGGUUGCACUUGUGAAUUGGAAGGCUAGCUUGGGCGGUGCCAAUGAGUUCCUUGAAUCAUGGUCAUCAGCCAACUCCACCAGCAUCUGCAGAUGGAAGUAUAUCAGCUGCAACUCGGCCAGGCACAUCAGGGAGCUCGACCUCAAUGAUGCAAAUCUGAACGGCACACUUGAUGAGUUCGACUUCUCGGCCUUUCCCCACCUGAAGAGACUCAUUAUGUACCAGAGCGGCCUCUACGGUACAAUUCCAGCAGGGAUUGCCAAUCUGACAAGCUUGGUCGAGUUGACGAUCAUGGACAACCCGUAUAUGAGGGGUGCCAUGCCACACAGCAUCGGCCGGCUGAAGCACCUUGCUUCACUGCAACUAUCAGGUCUGGGGCUUAAUGGCACUAUACCAGAAGAGAUUGGUAACUUGACAAGCUUGAAGGAGCUCUAUCUGAACUCUGAUACUUUGACUGGAUCAAUCCCACCAACAAUUGGCAUGCUCACGAAGCUCCGCGUGCUGAGCCUGCCAGGCAACAAUCUGACAGGGAACAUCCCACCUGAGAUUGGAAACAUGACGGAACUGCAGGCGUUUCUCUUUUCAAAUAACUUUUUGGAAGGGGAACUACCAGGUACCAUCUAUCAUUUGACAAAACUGAAAAUUCUCUAUCUAUCACAAAACCGGCUCGGAGGCCAUAUUGCGGCCGAGCUUGGGAAUAGCAGUCUACUGGAUACGGUCGACUUUGGAAGGAACAACUUCUCCGGGGUUUUCCCGUCAUCCAUUUGCGUAGGAGGAGCACUGCACAGUAUCAGUGCUCAAUAUAAUGGUUUUACUGGCAUUCACCACCGGACCUUUCAAAACUGCACAACCCUGCAAUAUGUUGACUUCACUGCAAACAACAUUGUUGCGAACCUAAGGGACUGUUUUGCCGAGCAUCCAGGGUAUCUUCGGAAGAUGUCAUUCAGACAAAACCACCUGUAUGGCACAUUUCUGACAGAUCUUGGCGAGGUAUUUGUUAGUAACUACACCUAUUUAUUCUUCCUGGACCUAUCAAACAAUGCCUUAGAUGGAGAUCUCUCCAAGUCUUCUUGGGACAUGCCAUAUUUGGCAUUCAUGGAUCUGUCAAGCAACUCUUUCAGCGGUGUAGUUCCAUUCUCCUGGACAUGUGAUAGUCUUAACUAUCUGCACCUAGCAAAUAAUCACUUCGAGGGAACCUUUCCUUUGUUUCUUUUGAAAUGCAAAACCCUUAUCACUCUAGAUCUUGGUGGCAAUAAUUUCUCAGGUCCAAUACCUUCUUGGGUAAGCAAGAGCUUCCCUGGGCUCAAGUUUCUUAGGUUAACAUCAAACAUGUUUGAUGGUGUUAUACCCCACCAGAUAUUGCAAUUUUGCCAACUCCAGGUAUUGGACUUGUCAAAAAACAAGCUCACCGGGCCCAUUCCAAGUGAUUUUACGAAUUUUACUGGCAUGACACAAGAACCGAAAAACAUUGAGAACGCAUACUCUGACCACUACAUGUAUGCAGAGCGGAUUGAAAUUGUUUGGAAGAAUGUGGAUCAUGUUUACAAUAUUAUGAUAGCAGCGAUGGCGGGUAUCGACUUAUCUGGAAACUCUCUUACACUAGAGAUCCCAAAUGGGCUCACAAGCCUUCUUGGCCUCAGGUACCUGAACUUAUCAGGAAAUCAUUUAUCAGGUUCUAUUCCUGAAGACAUUGGCAAUCUAGUAUUGUUGGAAUCCUUGGACCUUUCACGGAAUAAGCUUUCGGGGGAAAUUCCUAUAGGCCUUGCAGGUUUGAAGGACAUGAGUUCUCUGAACCUCUCGAGCAACGGUUUAUCAGGGAGGAUACCUACAGGCAGCCAGCUGCAGACGCUUGUAGAUCCAUCGAUAUACAGAAGUAAUCCAGGGCUAUGUGGAUUCCCGUUGAAGGACUGUGUAAACUCAUCGACACUGACACAAACUGAAACGAGUCAGGCGGAAGAUAGAGAGACACUCUGGUUUUAUUGCUUUGUGGCUGCUGGGUUCAUUUGUGGGUUCUGGUUGUACUGGGGCAUCUUCUUGUUUAGCAGCGAGACAUGGAGGUUUGCGUUCUACCAGUAUGUGGACAACAUGCAAGCAAAGGUAACCAAGAAGAUGUACAGCUGCAUGUCGCGUUUCCAGGCCAGCGGCUCUGAAUGA
This is a messenger RNA of Triticum turgidum subsp. durum (durum wheat), 2154 nucleotides long. The record is from the annotation of a GenBank genome assembly. Lineage: Eukaryota; Viridiplantae; Streptophyta; Magnoliopsida; Poales; Poaceae.